This is a messenger RNA of Aureobasidium melanogenum CBS 110374, 1242 nucleotides long. Its product is annotated as mitochondrial acetylornithine aminotransferase. Bases 1 to 1242 code for a protein of 413 amino acids. NCBI's taxonomy places the organism in Eukaryota, Fungi, Ascomycota, Dothideomycetes, Dothideales, Saccotheciaceae. The record is from RefSeq and is a predicted model, not a curated record. Gene Ontology annotation, biological process: arginine metabolic process. Gene Ontology annotation, molecular function: identical protein binding; transaminase activity; pyridoxal phosphate binding. The transcript has 2 exons. Gene Ontology annotation, cellular component: mitochondrial matrix.
AUGGUCCCUACCUAUGUUCGCCCUCCGCCCAUGUUCCAGAAGGGAGAAGGCUGCUUCUUGUGGGACGUCGAGAACAGACAAUACCUCGACUUCACAUCAGGAAUCGCCGUAAAUGCCUUGGGUCACUGUGAUCCCGAGAUGUCCAAGCUGCUCGCUCAGCAAGCGCAAACCCUCGUUCACACUUCCAACCUAUACCACAACCCCUGGACUGGUGCAUUGUCCAAGCUGCUCGUAGAAAAGACGGUCGAGUCGGGAGCCAUGUCUGACGCAGCACGAGCUUUCAUCUGCAACUCUGGUUCCGAGGCCAACGAGGCUGCUAUCAAGUUCGCCCGCAAGUGUGGCCGCAUGGCCGAUGAGUCAGGAAACAAGCAUGAGGUUGUCUCGUUCCACAACUCUUUCCACGGCCGCACAAUGGGCUCGCUGUCUGCCACUCCCAACCCCAAGUACCAGAAGCCUUUCGGUCCCAUGGUUCCUGGCUUCAAGUAUGGCACCUACAACGACAUCGACGCCAUCAACGACUUGGUCACCGAAAAGACUUGCGGUGUCAUCAUCGAGCCUAUUCAGGGUGAGGGUGGUGUCAAUGUUGCAACCGACGACUUCCUUCUCGCCCUUCGUCGUCGCUGCACAGAAGUUGGCGCCGUCUUGAUCUACGAUGAGAUUCAAUGCGGUCUUGGUCGUACUGGUACCAUGUGGGCUCACGGUGCUCUUCCCAAGGAAGCUCACCCCGACAUCCUGACCACCGCAAAGGCCCUCGGCAACGGCUUCCCCAUUGGUGCUACAAUUGUCACUGAGAACGUCUCUAGCAAGAUCGUGACCGGUGACCACGGAACCACUUUCGGUGGCAACCCUCUUGGUUCCCGUCUCGCACACUACAUCGUUGGUCGUCUGUCCGGCGCCGAGAUCCAGGACGGCGUCAUCCAGAAGGAGAAGAUCUUCCGCAAGCGCUUCGAGCAGCUCAAGCAAAAGUACCCCGAUGUCAUCACCGAAGUCCGUGGACGUGGUCUCCUGCUCGGUGUCCAGCUGUCUCAAGACCCCACUCCUGUCAUCACCGCCGCCCGUGAACGCGGUCUCUUGAUCAUCACUUGCGGAACCAAUACCCUCAGAUUCGUUCCUCCGCUUAUCAUCUCCGAGUCUGAGAUUGAGCAGGGCAUGAACAUUCUCGAGGAUGCCAUGAAGGCUGUUUUCAGAACCGAUGAGCACAUUCCUGGCACAGAUGGCCAGCAGGAGAUGCGUUCCUCGUAA